AUGGCGAACGCCGACGACAUGCUUUCCUUCUCCACUCUCACUUCAGGCGAGGAAGAGGAAGUCAACUCAGCUCUGAGACAACCGGUGUCCGGAACUAGCAGUGUCGUGGAUAACAGCGGCGUUUGGCGGCGGGUUAAUAUCCUAGAGAGAUCAGGCCUGGCGUCGAAGUCAGUCGAAGAAUUGGUCCGAGAAAGCGACGGUGCGUGGAGGAGGGUUGUCGUGACGGGGCAUUCCAAGCCGACGGCGGCAGAGAGUGCGAGCUCUGAGGCAACGGUACAAGGCGGUGGCGGGAAUCGGGAAGUAAAGAAGAAGACCAUUAGGAUUAGAAGGGCAGUAUGA
Messenger RNA from Linum trigynum, 339 nucleotides. NCBI's taxonomy places the organism in Eukaryota, Viridiplantae, Streptophyta, Magnoliopsida, Malpighiales, Linaceae. The record is from the annotation of a GenBank genome assembly.